Molecule: messenger RNA, 2025 nt
Organism: Sclerotinia sclerotiorum 1980 UF-70
Lineage: Eukaryota; Fungi; Ascomycota; Leotiomycetes; Helotiales; Sclerotiniaceae
Exons: 1
Coding region: 1-2025 (674 amino acids)
Biological process (GO): mRNA splicing, via spliceosome
Cellular component (GO): post-mRNA release spliceosomal complex
Source: RefSeq, a predicted model, not a curated record
AUGGACGGUUUGGAUGAAUUUGAGAAAAGUUUGGCGGCGGAAAAGGCAGAGAGGGAGAAGAGUGAAAGAAGUUCGCGCAAAGAUAAGGAUCGGAAGCAUAGACAUCAUCAUAGAUCGCGGCAUCACAGGUCCAAGGAGGACGAUGGUGAAGACAGAGACGAUCACCGACAUAAAAGAUCAAGGCAUUCAAAACACGACGAUGAAGAAGACGAUGAUAGAAGGAAGCGCACACAUGAAAAGUUAUCAGAUCCCAAGGAAGAUCUACCAAUUCCAGAUGAAAAGGAAGCAGAAGUUCGACCAAAAGUUAUUCGCGAUUCUUGGAUGAUGGACCCUUCAGCUUUCGAAUUCGAUUAUACCCAAAAAGGAUCUAAGAAGCCUACCGAGCCAAAAGUUGCACCUAGACCUGAUUACGAUUUGAAAAUUCAUAAAAAGGAGCUUAAUCACCACUUGCAGGAUUUAAAUGAAGGAGUCAAAAAACUGGAUGAUAUCGAGGCAGGACAUGAAGUUGAUUACACGUUUGGGGAUUCAGGAGCUCAAUGGCGAAUGACAAAAUUAAAGGCAGUGUAUACCCAGGCGGAACAAAGUGGAAAGCCCAUCGACGAGGUAGCUAUAGCACGGUUUGGAGGUUUGCGUGAGUUUGAUGAUGCGCGAGAAGAACAAAUAGAGCUUGACCGUCGAAGACUAUAUGGGAAAGGUUAUGUGGGGAAAGAGAAGCCCAGCGGAGAGUUGUUUCAGGAGAGAAAGUUGAAUUUAGGUACUAGGAGAGGUUCGGUACCACACCAGGAUGAGCCAGCAGAGUUACCACAGGGGAAGAUUAUGGAAGAAACAAGUGCACCUUCCGUUCAGCUCGAUGCCACGGCUCUGAACCGAUUGAAGGCUCGGAUGAUGAAAGCAAAGCUCAAGAAGUCACCCGAUGCUGCGAGACUCGAGGCAGAAUAUAACGCUGCAGCUUCCGCCGCAUCAGCAACUACUUCAGAACCUAGUGUUGUAGUAUUGGGCAAGAUGGAUAAUAGAAUGUUAGCUGGAACUCGUGGAGAAGUGAAGUCGAUUGAUAACAAGAGGGGUCGCGAGAGAGGACUGGUGGAAGAAAAUGAAGAUAUGACUAUUGAAGAUAUGGUGCGUGAAGAACGACGAACGAAAGGGCAAGCCGGUGGUGAUGGUAUGCGUGCCGCUGAACGCAUUGCUAAAGAUGCUAAAUUCGACAAUGACCUCGAUUACAUGGACGACAACGCAAACAAGCUUGCGAAACGCGUACAAAAGUCCGAAAUCAACUUGAGGAAUACAGCCAUAGGGGAUUUCCAAAAGAUGAAUCGCAUUCUGGACUCCUGCCAAUUGUGUCACCACGAAGACAAGAAUCAACCUCCCGUUGCGCCGAUCGUCUCUCUGGCUACACGAGUUUAUCUUACGCUCCCGACCGAGCCGGAAUUGAGUGAUGGUGGAGCCGUAAUUGUACCCAUUCAGCACCGGACAAACCUCCUCGAAUGCGAUGACGAUGAAUGGGAGGAGAUUAGAAAUUUCAUGAAAUGUCUAACACGCAUGUACCAUGAUCAAGGACGAGAUGUAGUAUUUUAUGAAAAUGCCGCAACACCACACCGAAAAAUGCACGCAGCCAUGCAAGCGGUACCACUGCCCUAUAGCCUAGGAGAAACCGCUCCAGCCUUCUUCAAAGAAGCUAUCCUCACUUCGGAUGAAGAAUGGACACAGCAUAAGAAACUCAUCGACACAGCAGCACGCGCACGAGACGGUCUUGGAAAACUAGCCUUUCGCCGAUCCAUCGCUAAGGAAAUGCCCUAUUUCCACGCUUGGUUUGAUCUGGAUGGUGGCUUGGGACAUAUAGUAGAAGAUGCGAAUCGUUGGCCCCGGGGAGAUCUUUUCGCGAGGGAAAUCAUCGGCGGUAUGUUGGAUAUUGAGCCUGAUGUUAUUAAACGACAAGGUCGAUGGAGUCGAGGAGGGGAUAAAAGAUUAGAGGGUUUUAGGAAUCGUUGGAAGAAAUUUGAUUGGACGAAAGUACUUACUGACGAGUAA